Messenger RNA from Chiloscyllium plagiosum (whitespotted bambooshark), 2692 nucleotides. NCBI's taxonomy places the organism in Eukaryota, Metazoa, Chordata, Chondrichthyes, Orectolobiformes, Hemiscylliidae. The record is from RefSeq and is a predicted model, not a curated record.
CUGCCACUUCUGUGAUAUGUUCAGAUACAAUCCUGACACACACAGCCAAUAUGACCUUACAAAUAACCACUGCCGAAAUCCAAAUGACAGUAAUGUGGCACCGUGGUGCUACACUAAGGACCCAACAGUCAAGUUGGAACAAUGUUACAUUCCGCGAUGUGGUGAAGAAUUGCCGCCAUUAUCGACAAAACCACCAGUAUCAGUUGGCUCUUGUGUUCCAAAUCAGGGAGCAGACUACAGGGGAACACAGAAUGUAACUAGACAUGGAAAACAAUGCCAGGCUUGGAACUCUCAACACCCCCACAAGCACAAUUUUACCAGAGAGGAAAUGAUAUCAGCAAAUCUAGAAGAAAACUACUGCAGAAAUCCAGAUGGGGAUGAAGAUGGUGCAUGGUGUUUCACCACUGACCCAGAAGUAGAAAUCGAUUACUGUAACCUUAAUUACUGUGGUGUGAACUCAGAGUGCAGGCAUCAAGGAAUCUUUCAGGAGGAGUCCAGUUCAGGACGCUACCAACUGAACUUCCAGGCAGGAAUCAAUCUCUGCCAGAGCCUGGGGACCACCCUAGCAACAUUAGAACAAGUGAAGAGGGCGCAGAGAGCUGGCUAUGAAACCUGCAGAUAUGGAUGGAUUCAGGGUGGUCUGAUUGCUAUCCCUCGAGUAGUCGGCAUCCCCAAUUGUGCGAAUAACUUUAGAGGGGUCUACACCAUUCAAAAACCAUCCAAUGAUACUUUUGAUGUGUUUUGCUUCAAUGCAACAGAAUAUGAAAGUUGUAGCUCUGAGAUUUCACCCCCAACACAGUCUCCUGCUGACCCCAAGGUGAUCAGAGUCAGCCAUGUUCUCACCACCCAUGGAAAACACACUCCCAGCAGCUUACAGACUAGCAGAGUAUUCCUUAACACCCAGGAAGCGUUCUCUGUAUUGAAUCGGAUUCGCCGAGCCAACAGUUUCUUGGAAGAGGUGAAAUUUGGAAACUUAGAGCGAGAAUGUAUUGAGGAAUACUGUGAUUUCGAGGAGGCUCGUGAAGUGUUUGAGGAUGACCAGGAAACAGAUAAAUUUUGGAAGAGUUAUGAUGCAUGUGUUGGUGACAGAGAAGGCACUUCCCCUCCAGAUUAUCUGAACAAAUGUCUGGAUGGAGAAUGCUAUGUGGGGAUUGGCUCCCAUUACAAGGGCAACGCUUCGAUAACUAUGUCUGGAAGAUCAUGUCAGAGUUGGUCGAGCAACUUUCCACACAAACCAACGUUUGCUUCUUUAGGUGAAGAAUUGCCGCCAUUAUCGACAAAACCACCAGUAUCAGUUGGCUCUUGUGUUCCAAAUCAGGGAGCAGACUACAGGGGAACACAGAAUGUAACUAGACAUGGAAAACAAUGCCAGGCUUGGAACUCUCAACACCCCCACAAGCACAAUUUUACCAGAGAGGAAAUGAUAUCAGCAAAUCUAGAAGAAAACUACUGCAGAAAUCCAGAUGGGGAUGAAGAUGGUGCAUGGUGUUUCACCACUGACCCAGAAGUAGAAAUCGAUUACUGUAACCUUAAUUACUGUGAUGACCUUGUGGAUAUAUUCCAAGAACACUCAGAGGAGGAAGUGGAUGAAAGCAGGAUAACUGGUCGAACAGUAGAUUCUGGAUACACGACUUCCUUCAAUCCUAAGUUUUUUGGUAAAGGAGAGGAUGAAUGUGGUCUAAGAGCAUUGUAUGAACGCAUAAACAAGGAAGAUGGAGGAGAAAAGGAAAUGCUGGCAUCCAUCAAAGGUCGAAUUGUGCACGGAAGCAAUGCUGAAGUAGGGAGUGCCCCAUGGCAAGUAAUGCUGUUCCGUAAAAGGCCACAGCAGAUGUUGUGUGGUGGCAGCCUAGUGAGUGACCAGUGGGUUAUUACAGCAGCCCACUGUGUCUUGUAUCCUCCAUGGGACAAGAACUUCACGGAAAACGACGUUGUAGUCCGUCUUGGGAAGCACAAACGAGCUGGGUACGAAACGGAUACAGAAAAAGUCGUUGCAAUUGAUAAAAUUAUUGUUCAUCGCAAUUAUGAGUGGCAAACGAACCUUAACCGUGAUAUUGCAUUGUUGCAUUUGAAAAAACCCAUUGUAUUCACUCAGUAUAUAUCGCCCGUCUGUCUACCAACCAAGGAAUUAACCCGCAGAUUACUACAGAAACAGCAUUUGGGUCGGAUCACAGGUUGGGGAAACCUGCAGGAAACCUUUGUCAAUACAGCAACCAGUUUGCCUGAGGUACUGCAGAUGAUCCAGCUUCCCAUCAUCUCACAGCAACACUGUACACUAUCCACUUCUAUUCAGGUUACAAAGAACAUGUUCUGUGCCGGUUUCCCUCCAGGAGCUAGCCAGCGUGGAGAUGCCUGUGAGGGAGACAGCGGGGGCCCCUUUGUGAUGAAGAAUCCAAACAAUAGGCGAUGGUACCUGAUGGGCAUUGUCUCCUGGGGAGAAGGAUGUGACCGGGAUGGGAAAUAUGGAUUCUACACUCAUGUAUUCAGGUUUAGAAAGUGGUUGGAGAAAGCUAUACAGACCAAGAUACCGUCACGAAAGAGUUAAAAAUUGCAGUGUCUUAAAGAGGAUAUAGGCACUUUUAGAUGUCCACUGAGGAAAUUUACAAGAAAUUUGAUGUUUAUCAAUGAUUCAGUCAUUCCCUGUACCUGAAUUAAUUUUCAACAUUAAUGAAAUAAAGUCAAAUUAUUACUGAUA